AUGAAGGCGCUGCGUAUUCACGGCAAAGAAGACCUUCGAUUGGAAGAUAUUCAGACCCCACAGUGCGGCGAUGGCCAGAUCAUGAUCAAGCCAGCUUGGUGUGGCAUAUGCGGCACUGACCUUCAUGAGUACAUGGGCGGCCCGUCAUUAUGUCCAACAACUCCGCAUCCAAUAACCAAUGAGACUGUACCUCUGACCAUUGGACACGAAUUCAGCGGCGUUAUUGAAGAGCUUGGACAAGGUGUUUCGAACAAAUAUGCAGUCGGACAAAGGGUCGUUGUGCAGCCUAUCAUCUAUUGUGGAGAGUGUGGAUCUUGCAAGGAUGGCAUCCCAAACUGCUGCGACAAGAACGGAUUCGUCGGCUUGUCUGGCUGGGGCGGCGGUUUGGCCGAACACAUCGUGGUCCCGGAGUAUUGCGUGGUACCCGUGCCUGACAACGUAUCGUUAGAGCUUGCGGCCCUAGUAGAGCCAUUAGCAGUCGCAUGGCAUGCGGUCAAUAUGUCUCCUGUGAAGGAAUUCAAGAAAGGACAAUUUGCCCUGAUCCUUGGUGGAGGACCAAUCGGUCUUUCUGUCAUCCAAGCACUCAAAGCUCAUGGCGAUGAUACCAUCAUUGUUUCAGAGGUCUCGACGAAGCGCAAAGCUUUUGCGGAGGACUUUGGUGCUGACUACAUUCUGGAUCCAACAAAAGACGACAUCCCAGAACGAUGCAAGGAGAUUUGUGGUGGUAUUCGCGGCGUCGACUGCGUUUUUGAUGCGGCGGGUGUCCAAGCUGGCCUUGAUGCUGCAGUCCUUGCGAUGAGGGCCCGCGGCACACUCGUCAACAUUGCGAUCUGGGAGAAAGACGCAAGGAUCAUUCCUAAUCAAUUCGUUUUCCGCGAGAAAACUUACAAGGGCGUAGCUACGUAUGUUCUCGGAGAUUUCGACGAAGUUCUCCAAGCAAUCAGCUCUGGCAGAAUGAAGCCAGAAAAGAUGAUCACGAAAAAGGUCGAGCUCAAAGACGUGAUUGAGGAAGGUUUCUUGACCUUGUUGGCAGACAAGGACAACCACGUCAAGGUUUUGAUCAAGUCAAACAAUGUCGAGUAA
Aureobasidium pullulans EXF-150 is the source of this 1083-nucleotide messenger RNA. Its product is annotated as GroES-like protein. The transcript is spliced from 5 exons. Gene Ontology annotation, molecular function: (R,R)-butanediol dehydrogenase activity; zinc ion binding. Gene Ontology annotation, biological process: butanediol biosynthetic process. Bases 1 to 1083 code for a protein of 360 amino acids. The record is from RefSeq and is a predicted model, not a curated record. Lineage: Eukaryota; Fungi; Ascomycota; Dothideomycetes; Dothideales; Saccotheciaceae. Gene Ontology annotation, cellular component: cytoplasm.